UUCUGACGGGUUGGGGGAAACGGCCUCAGGGUGCUGUGCGAGGUGCUGGGCUCUAUUUGUUUCAAGUAGAGUGGAGCGGUGCUGACCAGACCGGAGGAGUCGUAGCUCUUCUCUGCUUGCAGAGUCUUCCAGAGUGGAGUAAAGAAUGGCUGUUGAACAUCCACAAGGCACCUGCAAGACUGUGAAUCAAGGUUGAGACCAAGAAUUAUUUCUGAAAAAGGAUAUUUAUGGAAUAGAAUCAUCCUGAUGGGAGAUAAUGGAAAGACUUAUAAAAAACAGCAUUGAGUGUUCAAGUUUCAGAGGUGAUUGGGAAUGUAAAAGCCAGUUUGAGAGAAAACAGGAAUCUCAGGAAGGACAUUUCAGUCAAAUGAUAUUUACUCCUGAAGACAUACCCACUUUCAAUACCCAGCAUCAGAGAAUUCAUACUGAUGAGAAACUCCUUGAAUGUAAGGAAUGUGGGAAGGAUUUUAGUUUUGUAUCAGUCCUUAUUCGACAUCAGCGAAUUCAUACUGGUGAGAAACCUUAUGAAUGUAAAGAAUGUGGCAAGGCCUUUGGUAGUGGUGCAAACCUUGCUUACCAUCAAAGAAUUCAUACUGGUGAAAAACCUUAUGAAUGUAAUGAAUGUGGGAAGGCCUUUGGUAGUGGCUCAAACCUUACUCACCAUCAGCGAAUUCACACUGGUGAGAAACCAUAUGAAUGUAAGGAAUGUGGGAAAGCCUUUAGUUUUGGAUCAGGCCUUAUUCGACAUCAGAUAAUUCACAGUGGUGAAAAGCCUUAUGAGUGUAAGGAAUGUGGGAAGUCCUUUAGUUUUGAAUCAGCCCUUACUCGGCAUCACAGAAUUCACACAGGUGAGAAACCUUAUGAAUGUAAGGAUUGUGGGAAAGCCUUUGGCAGUGGUUCAAACCUUACUCAGCAUCGAAGAAUUCAUACUGGUGAGAAACCUUAUGAAUGUAAAGCAUGUGGAAUGGCCUUUAGUAGUGGUUCAGCUCUUACACGGCAUCAAAGAAUUCAUACUGGUGAAAAACCAUAUAUAUGUAACAAAUGUGGGAAGGCUUUUAGUUUUGGAUCAGCCCUUACUCGACAUCAAAGAAUUCACACCGGUGAGAAACCUUAUGUAUGUAAGGAAUGUGGGAAGGCUUUCAAUAGUGGCUCGGAUCUCACUCAACAUCAGAGAAUUCACACUGGUGAGAAACCCUAUGAGUGUAAGGAAUGUGAGAAAGCCUUUAGAAGUGGUUCAAAACUUAUUCAGCAUCAAAGAAUGCACACUGGUGAGAAACCCUAUGAGUGUAAGGAAUGUGGGAAGGCCUUUAGUAGUGGUUCAGACCUCACUCAGCAUCAGAGAAUUCAUACUGGUGAGAAACCCUAUGAAUGUAAGGAAUGUGGGAAGGCUUUUGGUAGUGGCUCAAAACUUAUUCAACACCAGCUAAUUCACACAGGUGAAAAACCCUAUGAAUGUAAAGAAUGUAGAAAGUCCUUUAGUAGUGGUUCAGCCCUUAAUCGGCACCAGAGGAUACACACUGGUCAGAAACCCUGUGAAUGUAAGGAAUGUGGGAAGACUUUUGGUACGGGCUUGAGCCGUACUCAACAUCAGAGAAUACAUACUGGUGAGAAACUUUAUGAAUGUAAGGGCUGUGGGAAGGCUUUGGAGAGGGGUUCAGAAAUUCAGCAACAUAAGAAAAGUCAUGCUGGUAAGAAGCUCUGUGAAUGAGAAACUCUAUAAAUUGGAAUUACGUAGUUAAGGAACCAUACAAUAAAGAGAAUUCAUAC
Molecule: messenger RNA, 1767 nt
Organism: Eubalaena glacialis (North Atlantic right whale)
Lineage: Eukaryota; Metazoa; Chordata; Mammalia; Artiodactyla; Balaenidae
Product: zinc finger protein 345
Exons: 3
Coding region: 257-1708 (483 amino acids)
Biological process (GO): regulation of cytokine production; regulation of immune system process; negative regulation of transcription by RNA polymerase II
Source: RefSeq, a predicted model, not a curated record